AUGGAACACAGAAGAUUGCGCAAAGGGCCGCUGCCUGGAGGUCGUCAGGGCGCGUCUGGAGCUGGCGCUGGACGCGACAGCAUGCGAACCGCCAGCCGAGCGCGAGGUGCUGCACGACCACCCAGCAGCCCCUUGCAUCCAUCGUCCCCACCAGCUUGCUUGGUGUCGGCAGGGUCUUCGCAGACCCAGCAAUCGGCACCCGCCACUGGUGGAGUACGCCGCAUGCGAUGGACCAUCAAUAUGAAUACAAACGCAUUGCGGGCGUAUUUUAGGGCGAAAGGGGGAGAAAUUGGAAGUUUCGCGUAUCGGGCUAGGAUGCAUCGUCUUUUUACUGAGCUGGAGCCAUCUAUUACUGUCACCGAGCAAAACCUGGCAGACCGAGUUCGGUAUAUCUUACGCUCAAAUAUAUUUGAUGGCGCCGAACUCGAACGGCUACGACGUGAGGCUGUUCCCUCAUCAAAUGAAAACGCUACGACUGGGGGUGCGGUGCCACAAGUUGCAGAACAACCCGCACACGUGGAUGCCGCCGAGAAUACCCCAGUGGUUGCUGAUUCAAAUGAUGAUGGAACAUUCACCCAGGAACUAGAAGUAGAGCAAAUGAGGAGUACAUUGGAAGAGGCGAUUAUGGAAACGCGCAGUACGCCUCUCGAAAAUCGACCGCGACUUCCCCGCAUAGCCCUAAGCAAGCGGAAUCGGGCUGUCCUGAGGGCUCUGAACCCAAUACUGGUGACCUAUUUGGAAGCCAGCCGGGACCUUUGCGAGACGGACUCAAUUCUCUUUGGCGCCGCACUGGCAGUCUGCCGUAUUAUAGGCGCCAAACUUUCCACGGCUGGACGCACUACUGGACAAAGUAGUGCUAUCCCAGCCUGGAGAACAAGAAUUGAAGAACGUAUCGCAAAGGCUAGGGCCCUCAUCGGCAGACUGAUAUGCUUCAGGUCAGGCAAUACCAGGCCAAGGAUUGUGCGCACCGUCAGGAUGGCGUUUGCUGGGACAAAUGUUAGUUUGUCCCAGCCGGAUAUAAUGCAAAAACUGACGGAGCGCAUAGACGACCUGAAGCAGAGAAUCGCUGCUUGGGGAAAGCGAAUUCGGCGAUAUACCGAGAGGUCGACACGGUUCAACCAGAAUCGUCUCUUCCAAAGUGAUCAGAAGAGGCUCUAUAAAUCAUUGGAGCGACCAAUGGUAAGUGGAACGGGCCCAGUACCGAAUCAGGCCGACACGGUCGCAUUCUGGCGCAGCCUGUGGUCAGAGCCCGUAAACCACAACGAGGGCCCUUGGAUGGAAGUUGUGGCGAGUCAGUGUGCGGGUAUUACGCCCAUGGACCCCGUCACCAUAACGCCGGAUGACGUAGCUGAGGCGGUCCGUAGGGCCCCGAACUGGAAAAGUCCGGGACCGGACGGGCUGCAUCAUUACUGGCUGAAGUGGGCGAAAGGGGAAGAAACUGUGGGAAUAGCGUAUAGGUCUCGGAUGCAUUGCUUUUUUGCUGAGCUGGAGCCGUCUAUCCCCGUCACGGAACAAAACCUGGCAGACCGAGUUCGGUACAUCAUGCGCUCGAAAAUAUUUGAUGAUGCCGAGCUCGAACGACUACGACGUGAGGCUAUUCCGUCGUCGAAUGAAUCAGCUAUGGCUGGGGAUGCGGCUCCACAUUCGACAGACCAGCAUCCACGCGUGGAAGCCGCCAUGGAUCUUCCAGUUGUGGUUGAUUCGAACGACGAUGAAAUAGUCUCCCACGAACUGGAACAAAUGAGGAGUAUAUUGGAAGAGGCGAUUUUGGAAACGCGCACCACCCCUCUCGAAAAUCGACCGUGA
Parnassius apollo (apollo) is the source of this 1806-nucleotide messenger RNA. The record is from the annotation of a GenBank genome assembly. NCBI's taxonomy places the organism in Eukaryota, Metazoa, Arthropoda, Insecta, Lepidoptera, Papilionidae.